Poecilia latipinna (sailfin molly) is the source of this 2705-nucleotide messenger RNA. Its product is annotated as class E basic helix-loop-helix protein 40-like. Lineage: Eukaryota; Metazoa; Chordata; Actinopteri; Cyprinodontiformes; Poeciliidae. The transcript has 5 exons. Gene Ontology annotation, biological process: regulation of DNA-templated transcription. The record is from RefSeq and is a predicted model, not a curated record. Gene Ontology annotation, molecular function: DNA binding; protein dimerization activity. Bases 791 to 1996 code for a protein of 401 amino acids.
ACUCUUGUUUAAAAUCCAAAGGGUCAGACCUGAACAUAACUCUACUCUGAACAUAGAUAAUUUAAAGCGAAUAUUGAUUAUGCUAAAACAGGAAGUAUUCUCAUUCUCUUAAGAAAAAAAACAACACACAAUACAAACUUGUUAGAUCUCGACUUUAGCAUUCAGCACUGAUUAGAGAUUAUUUAAGACAGUUUGUGGACCAUUUUAUUCGUGAAAAGACAAAAAAUAUAAAUAUUUAAAAUCUCAUCUGCUGCUCGUGAACUCGGUACAUUGUAUCUAACUGAACAUUAUUACCAACUACAAAUGGGUGCGUCUGUUGAUUAAAUAUAAAAAUGGCUUGCCAUCCCCGGCCCCUCCUGGCGGCACGAAGCGGGGAGGGGGUGGGGGUUGCUGGGAGGGUGAGGAGUUGAAAUCGCCGUCCAACACGUGAGGCUCAUGUGACGGAGGAGAGGCAGUUUCUCUCUCAGGGAGAGAGAGAGACGUGCCUGCAGUCACAGGGUUUAUUUAACACGUAGUCACCAACCCACCCAGCUCUCACACAUCGCGCGGGGCGUGGAGCUUUCCUCGGCAUACUAACGAGCCCCGACCUUAGAGUGACAGCACUCUAAACUGCGACCAGCUUCAGCCUACAGCAGGAUCACACCGGAGGAGGCGUGCUACUUCUUUUUCGUUUUUUGUUAUUCUUGACUUUUUUCGCCCUCUCUUUCUAUUUCUUUCUUUUUUCUUUUUUUUUUUUUGUUAAGGAGCGAGCGCUUUUCAGGUUAUUUUUUUCGCCCGUCAAUAAAGCGACAUGGAGCGGAUUACAAGUGCGCAACCACCUCCUUAUGUUCCGAAACACGCAUCAAUGGAUAUACCUGACAUGCGCCGACUAGAAUAUCCUAUUUAUAUGUGCAAAAGCAGGAGGGGUAUGAAGGGCAGGGAUGAAUGCAAGGAGACUUACAAGUUGCCACACAGACUGAUCGAAAAGAAAAGACGGGACAGAAUAAAUGAAUGCAUUGCCCAGUUGAAGGACCUGUUGCCAGAACAUCUUAAGCUUACAACGCUGGGUCAUCUGGAGAAAGCCGUGGUGCUGGAACUCACGCUGAAGCAUGUGAAAACUCUGAGCGCCGUCCUGGAGCAGCAACAGCAGAAAAUAGUGGCGCUCCAGAAAGACCUGCAGAUCGGUGAUAACGUGGGAGAUGGUGCUGAGACCAGUGAGGAAAUGUUCCGCUCUGGCUUUCACCUCUGUGCCAGAGAAGUCCUCCAUUAUCUGGCGAGUCAAGAGACCAGCAGGGAUCUGACCCCCUCACACGUCAUCAGUCACAUCCAGAAGGUGGCGGCUGAAGUUCUCCACAAUGAAAGCAGCCCUCAACCCAACAGGUCCUCCGCCCGAGAGUCUGACGAGGCAAAGAGGCCAGUCAGGCAGCCGUCGGCGUUGCCCGAGGCCCCGGCUAGGAACUGCGUCCCGGUCAUCCAACGGACUUGCCACCAUGGGACGGGGGAGCAGAGUGGCAGUGAUACGGACACUGACAGCGGCUACGGGGGAGAACACGACAAGUCUAAAGCCCAGUGGUCGGAAAACAAUGAGAGGGAGGGUGAGGCAAAGCCUCCCGCGUCGGAGCGGAUUGUCGGUGUCGUCAAGCAGGAAGGCGACCAGCCCCGGGCAAAGAGGUUAAGAGUGGACUCGGAGGAUGAGAUGCUCUCCUUUCACCCAGCGGGAGCUCCUGGCAGUUAUGUAAACGUCUCCCCCAACCAGCCCCCUUUUUGCCUCCCUUUCUACCUCAUCCCCCCAUCAACAGCGGCAGCCGCGGCAUAUCUCCCGAUGCUGGAAAAAUGUUGGUACCCUGGCGGCAUGCCCAUCAUGUACCCAGGCCUGCCCUCGGAGCCGUUGCCCUCGUCUCUGUUGAUGUCUCCAAGGGCGGGGUCUCCGGUGGCCUACCGCAUCCCAAUGGAUUCCCCCACUCUCCACAAAGCUUUAAGGCAGGUCUCUCCUUUGAACUUGGAAACCAAAGACUGAGCAGACGGUUCACCCAUCAGCUUUGCCCCACUGAAUGUUGAACCAGAGGGUACAGUGUUGACCCUCCUUGGUAACUUGUCCCCUCAGAGCAGAACCCUUUAAGGUCAACACUGUCAGACAUUGACCCUCUGACUAUUUUUGAGGCUCAUAUUAAAGACUCUGUACAACCCCUUCAACACUGUGAAGACGGCCAUCUUAAAGAGCGCACAAGAGAUUUCAAAGUUUAUACGUUUUUUGGACUCCAGAAAUGAUGAAUGUCAGAGGAAACCCCAGAAUGUACCCCAUAUUCCUCCUUUUAUUUCUUGUCCCAAAUCAAUUUGGACCUGUGUUGUUGUUCACCACCCCUGUAAUGAAUGUAAAGAUGUAUAAAGAAGAAAAUAUUAACAAUAAAAUCUCCUGUGAAUGCUGCUGUAGAUCAGCAAAUGUCAGGACCUACCCCAGUGUUUGCCACCCCCGGGGACAGCAACAAGCCAUUUUAACCAAAAAAAGAAAAAGAACCAGUAUGUCUGGGUCCUGACCUCCCAGGCCUAACUUCUUUCAUGUCUGUUUGUGCCGCCACUGAAAACAAAUGCAGGAAUUCAUGAAGUUCAGAGAAUUCAGGGUGUUGGCCCGCCGUAGUCCGUACCAGGUGCGUCACCUAAUCUGUCGAAGCGGGCUUCUAAAACCUAAUCUGUGACUCACGGCUAUUUUUAUUUGAUUACGUUUUUUU